This is a messenger RNA of Diachasma alloeum, 5131 nucleotides long. It is a transcript of the gene BuGZ, whose product is annotated as BUB3-interacting and GLEBS motif-containing protein ZNF207. Lineage: Eukaryota; Metazoa; Arthropoda; Insecta; Hymenoptera; Braconidae. Gene Ontology annotation, molecular function: DNA binding. The record is from RefSeq and is a predicted model, not a curated record. The coding region runs from base 232 to 1614 and encodes 460 amino acids. Gene Ontology annotation, cellular component: nucleus. The transcript is spliced from 6 exons.
GCCACUUCCGGAUGCCUCGCCUCCGCCAUUUUGCACAUGGCUCUGGCUUUGUGCAUGUGUUAGUGCGCUAAUGUGCGUUCUACCUCUGUGAUUCCGUCAACACUCAGUAAUUCCCAAAAAAAGUCAGAAGAAAUUUCCGCAAUCAUCGGAAACUCAAGUGCCAGCUCGUGUCGUCCCCGAAAUCUAGCUGUUCACCCCCUCAUUCGUAUUUUUCUACGUUAAUUAAUAACAAUGGGACGUAAGAAGAAGAAGCAGUCGAGGCCCUGGUGCUGGUAUUGCAACAGAGAAUUCGACGACGAGAAAAUUCUAAUUCAGCAUCAGAAGGCGAAACACUUCAAGUGUCACAUUUGCCAUAAGAAGUUGUACACGGGGCCUGGGCUUAGUAUACACUGUAUGCAGGUCCACAAGGAGGCGAUAGACAAAGUACCAAACUCAUUGCCAAAUCGUAGCAAUAUAGAAAUCGAAAUAUACGGAAUGGAGGGGAUUCCCCCGAACGACGCCAAGGAGCACGAGAAGCAGAGGAAUGGAGGUAGGCCAGGCUCUCCAUCCUCCGGUGAGGACGAGCCAGCCCAGAAGAAGUCCAAGCCCGAGGGUCUCCUGGGCUCGGCCCCUGGGGCUGUGCCUACGCCCUCUGGAAUGAUGCCUGGAGUGAUGCCAGGCAUGCAGGGACACCCUGGAAUGCCCAUGGGACACCAAUUCCCCCCUGGAAUGCACAUGAUGUCUCAUCUGGGACACGUUGGACCCCCCUUCAUGGGACCAGGUGUUGGGGCUUCCAGGAUGAUGCAGGGAAUGCCAGGGAUGCCCCCAGUCUCAGGUGCCUCAAUGCCCCCAAGACCGCUGUUUCCAGCCGUCUCGACAGCAAUGUCAUCGGCUGGCAACGUAACGUCAAUGGGUACAACCGUAACGUCGAUAGCUGGGGGCUCGAUAGGUCCCAUAAAGCCAACAUUUCCGGCGUACGGAGGUGACAGUAGUGCCACGAUCAACAGCAGUGCCAGUGGUGAUCACAAAGUUAAUCUUAUUGCGACAACUGGUGCUGCUAGUAAAAUUAUUCACCCACAAGAGGAUCUCAGUCUCGAGGAAAUAAGGGCGAGAUUACCGAAAUAUCAACGAAAGCAGCUAGAUGACUCUGGCAGAAGGUCCCACGACGGUCAGAACCAUCAGUCUGCCCACCAGCAGGCCCAGCAGAAUCACCAGCAACAGCAAAACAAUCAUCAUCAUCAGCAGCAGCAGCAGGCAGCUGCAGUGGCGAAUGCCCAGGCUGCCUUCCAGGAUCAACAGCAGCGUCAGCAUGCAGCCCUCAGUGCUCUCCAGCAACAGCAGCAGCAACAACAGCCCCAGAGAUUCCAGAGGCCACCCCAGAUGAUGGUCCCUGCGUCAGCUGCUAUUCCUGUGUCUUCAGUCGCUCUCAUGGCACCUCUCAUGAGACCCACUAUGACACUAGCUGCUCCUGCACUCAUUCACGGAGGUAACAUGAUGAGACCGCCCCCCAUGGGCCUGCCACCAGGAAUGAUUGGUGCAUUGCCACCGGGUGCAAUGCAUCCAGCAUUUGCUGCCCCAAUGGGUUUUCCAGGUGCACCAAUGCUAGCACCAAUGAUGCAUCCACGCUUCAGAUGAUCGCCUCCGAUGGACGGGUCCAAUCCACCGCUGCACUUCGUGCUGUGGGCCCGGCCUUAGCCCCACCCUCCAUUAACCGAAAAAAAAAAACACACACACACAAGAUAAUUAAAAACAAAAUGUUUCAAGAGGAUUUAAACAGUUCACUCAAAAGUUAGCAAAAAAAAUAUUCGUUUUUUUAAUUAAUAAUUUUAAUCGAUUGAUUAAUUAAUCAAUUAACUUCUAAUUAGAGUGGAGUUGUGGGGCGGAUGGUGGCCCCAGUCGAGAGAUCGGAAAAAAACAGCUGAAAUUGAAAAAAAAACAAUCCAUUUUGCCCCACUAUUUCCCGAGAUAUUGAGGAAAAACGAAAUUGCCAUCAUUUCGUUUUUUCACUGUUACUCCUAAAAUAAUGGGGCAAAAUGGAUCGUCUUUUUUUUAAUUUGAGGUGUUAUUCACCGACCCGUUGAAUGGGGUUACCAGCCACCCCAUGCAGUGCCGACGAGACUUGAAUUGAAAUGAAAAAUUGAUGUUCUCGAUUAAUUAAUUAAUCAAUUUAGCGUAAGUGAUAGACUAAGCCUGGAAAUCAUUUCCCCCGUGGUUAAUGACACGAAUGAAAUUCUUUCUAGGCUGUCGAUAAUCCACUGGGAUGUCCUCGUGGUGAGACACACAAUGCGCGCAGACAGGUGGCGUCUUUACGCUGCUGCUAAUCAAUGAUUAAUUAUUAAUUUAUUUUCAAUGAGAUGGGAUGACUAACGACGAGGUACUAAUGAGCCUCUCGUUUCUUAUAUUCCGUACUGCAUCCAGGGAUGACUUUGAUUUUUAUGUUUAUUCGUAAAAAACCAGAGAUUUUUUACGAGUUAAUGUAAAUUUCUGGGUCUUCUUGGCUGAUUUAUAAGGAAUGGGUUUCUGAAAUAUAAGAAAUGGGGGUUUCGUGCAUCGUGGGUUAUUGUUGGUAUGAGGGAUUGCUCAGAGCGGGUGUUGAGGAGAUUAGUAGCAGCGUGGAGAUUGGCUGCCUCAGGUUAGUCAGUCGUAAUUUUUAUUUUGUACAAGUACUGCUGAAUUGAUUCGCACAGGUGAUGCCCUCCAAUGGGGUCGAUUGUGACCCCAUUCGAUAGAUCGGAAAAAAACGGCCGGAAUUAAAAAAAAGACGACCCAUAUUGCCCCAUUAUUUACUGAGUUACAGGCGAAAUUCGAAUUCGACUCAAUUUCGUUUUUGAUCGAUAUCUACCGUAAUUCUGGGGCAAAAUGGGUCGUCUUUUUUUUAAUUUCAGCUCAUUUUUGCUGAUCCAGGUGAUGGUGUGGGUUUGAACCCCAGAUUUUGGGGGGCAGAGGGCGGGAAUUUUGAGAGUAUGGCGAGAAAUGAGUGGCGUCAGCUUUGCGAAUCAAUUGGGAUGAUUUCCUUGCAAGGAACGUUAUGGCUACGCAUGAGUGAGUGGUAAGUACUGAGGGUACUCACAAAUUUUAAAGAGCGAUGUGAAAAUAUGAGGUGAUUUAUUGAUUAAUGAUGAAUUUAUUCGUGUAAUAAUGAUCACUCGUUCGAUCUGUAUUCGAUUAUUUUUCCUAUUAUUUUGUGAUUUCCUGGUUCGUUGAGCAAUCAUUAGAUCGAUUCUGAGAUCGUGGGGGAGCAUUGAAUAGUGAUUGGAUGAAUAAAAUACUCGAUUUGUUUCAAACACUCAAGGAUUUUCUUUGUUUAUUUCGAAGGUAAUUGGUGGAACUAUUGGUGAAACUGACGAGUUGGAUAUGACGUGUUUGAUGAUUAUGCGAUUAUUUUGGGGGUGAGUGGCUCCAGGGGGUAAUGUCAAAGGACUUCUCCCCCUGAUACGACUCCUUGUCUUGAUAAUUUCAUGAUGAAAGAUGUAAUUUUUGACCCUUCGGUUUUUCGGCUCAACAGUUAUACUAUUAUCUUUAAAAUCUAUUAAUCUUCACCACGAUCACAAUUUUUCUAUCAAAAAAACAGAAUAUCAAUUUGUGAACAAUGAUAAAAGAGCACUAAAUCCUCAGCUUUGCUUAUUUCUCGUCUCUACUCUUCAUUUUCAUUAAUUUUCAUUUUCAAGUGAAUAAUAAGUGGAGUCGAUGCGAUGAGUAUGGAGGAAAUGUUAAUGAAAUUUAAAGAGAUUAAGUGCGAAAGAAUUAAUAAACAUCAAUAAUCGUGCUGUGAACACGUGUACGUAUCAAAAUCUACGCAUUGUUAAUUAUUUAAUUUUCCAGAGAUUGUCUUUCUGAAUUUAUUUUUUAGAUUUUUCAUUUUGCAUUUGCGUUAUUAAUCGUGAUUUAUUUAUACCCAGCAGACGAAUUUUUCAGUGUUGAAUAAAUUAUUUCAACUGCUCUCCAGUCAUUUGAACAAUUAUUGUGAAAUUUAUUCGGCAGGACAAUCUCAUGCAGAAUCUGAACAUGUAGAAAGUUCUGUUACUAUUUCAUUGAGUGUCAUAAUUAUAAAAAUAAUUUUUUAAAUUUUUUUUUCUUGAUCCUGGAAUAAAGGAGUUUCGUGGAAAUAUUCUGCAAACAGUAUGGAAUAUAUUUCAGGCGAUAGUCUGCAAUUUUGGGAUGAAUUCGGAGGAAUUGAGACAACUUGACACUUCUAAAUUCAAAGACAAUUUUUUUUUUCGUAAAAAAAUUCCCAAAAUUUGCGGACGACAGCCACUUAUUGUUUCAACCAAUCACAGCUGAGAAGUGCUGUUGGACCACCUUGGUCCCUUGCCCACAGGCAGGCGAUUGUUUGGACCUACCGUCAUCACAGUGUCGAGUCAAUCAGAUGAAACCCCCUUAAAAAAUAUUUAGACUCGAUGAUUAACUCAAUAUAAAAAAAAUACUGAAAUGGGGCCAAACUUUGGGCCAUGAAUUCUCAGCCAAGUAUGGGUGAAAAAAUCGAAAAGAAAGCUAAAAAAAUUGUUCAUUCUCCAGGAAUUGAAUGAACCGUGUUGACGGUUAUUUCAUAAAGAUGAAUAAUCGUAAGAAAUGUCCAAAAACACGAGGUGGUCGACAGACUUGCGCCGCCAUCUUGUUUGUGAUUCAAGAUGGCGGCGCCUGCACCUCGCGUUUUUAAACAGUCAUUAAAAUUAUUCAUGCUCAUCAGUUUAUCCUCAACUGACUCCAUCCAGUUUCUAGAAAGUGAACAAAUUUUUAAAGCCAUCUUUCCGAAUUUUCCGCUCGCUUCGGCUGAAAUUCAAGAAUAUUCGAUUUCGGGGAUUCCCAGGGGCUCCAACUGACCCUCGACAUGAGUGGACGUGUGGCUGGACCGAGAAACAAUACAAAAAAGACAAUGAAAUCGGUUAAUAGUCCGAAAUUCGUAAUUAACCGAUUGAGAUCUCACGAUUUGUUUUUCCCUUUCUUCAUAUUUUUUUUUCUCAUUUACAAGAAGGAUGAGACAAUCAUCUUCACACUGUCCUUUACGCCGGGCAUGAGUGGGUGAUGGUACUCAGCUUAUUGAACUCGUUUGGUGAAUGCUUAGCUGGCUCUGUGUGUAAUACAAUAUGAUUAUCUCACGUUUUAUGCAAAUAUUUCGAUUGAAUUUCAAUAAAAUAGGAAUUUUAAACUGGAA